UACGCUUGUCAUUUUUGUGUGGAAGAGUGGGCCAUUUCAGUGGAGUCGCAGAUUGUUUUAGAAAUAAAAAUAAAUAAAAUUAUACAUAGAAAUGGCUGAAUCGGUGACCGAACUUCCUAUAUCGGUGGAGGAAAGUGUGGUAGAGGCGGUACAAAACUGUACAGCGAAACCCCCGACAAGUAUCGAAGGUGUUGCGAUUGCAUACUUAAGUUUAGUUAUAAUGGCUGUUUUACCCAUAUUCUUUGGAUCAUUUCGGUCCGUGAAGUAUCUGAAGGAGCAGAAGGAUGCUGGUGAAAAACCGGAGACUAUGUCCAAUAAGGAUGCUCUGAUGUUUCCAGUGUUUGCGUCCGGUGCUCUAUUUGGUCUUUACCUCUUCUUCCAAUUCUUCUCCAAAGAGUACAUCAAUCUUUUGUUGACGGGCUACUUCUUCUUUCUGGGUGUACUCGCUUUGAGCCAUCUAUUGAGUCCCAUCAUCUCGUUGGUGGUGCCAGCCUCAAUACCGAACACGCCAUACCACAUUCUCUUCACCCGCGGUGAGAGAGAUGGUUCCAGUGACAUUGUCAAUUACAAGUUUACGUCGUAUGAUGUCAUCUGUUUGAUAAUUUCCUUGAUCAUGGGCGCCUGGUAUUUGUUGAAAAAGCACUGGAUCGCCAACAACCUGUUCGGUAUCGCGUUCGCCAUCAACGGUGUUGAGCUCCUCCACCUGAACAACGUGGUCACCGGGUGCAUCCUGCUCUGCGGACUGUUCCUCUACGAUAUAUUCUGGGUGUUCGGUACCAACGUCAUGGUGACCGUAGCCAAGUCCUUCGAAGCGCCUAUUAAACUGGUGUUCCCCCAGGAUCUGCUUGUUAACGGCCUAAACGCGAGCAACUUCGCCAUGCUCGGGCUCGGUGAUAUUGUUGUCCCCGGUAUCUUCAUCGCUCUCCUGCUAAGGUUCGACAAGAGCCUGAAGCGAGGCUCCGAGUUCUACUUCAGGGCCACCUUCUCCGCAUACAUCCUGGGGCUGCUGGCCACCAUUCUGGUGAUGCACGUCUUCAAGCAUGCCCAGCCAGCGCUGUUGUAUUUGGUGCCCGCUUGCCUGGGUACCCCGUUGACCCUGGCUCUGCUGAGAGGAGAUAUCAAUGCGCUGUUCAACUACGAAGAUCAGCCGGUCGAGAAAGAGGCAACCCCCACUGAAGGCAGCAAAACUGUAAAGGCUGAUUAGAGACUUCAAUUACAGGGUUCAAGCACAAAUGUUUCUAGCACACUCUAUUAGGUACAAAAACGUUUUUUCUGGGGGACCAGAGGCUAAGACGUAUGUCGAAACGAUAACGAAGUUGAAAUGUUUAAAUUCGGAUGCUGGUAAUGUAUACUUGUGACUUCUCUGUUUUUGUCCAAUGACGAAGAAAGCUCGUAAAAAAAGUUUUUUCAAACUACGUUAUCGUUUUUAUAUAGUUUUUUUGUCUAAGGGCUGAAGGCUAUGUGUGCCCUAUUGGUUAAGGUACCUCCGCAUUUAUUCUUCCAUUGGUGCAUGAAAAGUUUUUUAUCUAUGACAAAAUAGAUCUGUCUGUAAGUUUUCGCUGUCACUUCUUAUUCCAUUUUUGAAUAAGUUUUUUUUUUUUUUUUGUAAAAAGAACGCAUUUGUUACUCAACAAAAUUUUUAGUUUUUUUUUUUUAUGUUACAAGACAACUAUUUUUCUCGUAACUUCUUAGCAGGUACUUAAAAGCCACUUGUUACCAUUAAAUAUCGACGGAAAAGCAUUUUAUGGCGUUUUCAUUGUAUACAAUAUUAUGUAUCAACAUAUUUUUACUUUAUUGAGUACAUUUUUCACUUUUCAGUGAAACUUUAUUUUUUGCAAUGUGCUUAUUUUAUAGCCAUUAUUAUUUGUAUAUAAUGUAUGCCAACCAGAAUAAUUAUGUAUUAAUAAAAAUAAACUAUUGAAGCUAUAGUCUCAUCCUUUUCUGUCAAGUGACUUUACCAAUAUGUCAGGUAAAGACGGACAACAUAGCUCAAUUGUUUAAAUGUUUUCAUUAAGAUUCCACUAGAUAUAUAUAAAUUUUACAAAAUUAUGUUCAUUAAUGGAAAUAAAAUAUGCUUAAGGUGAUUCGAAACUUUGACGGUUUAUUUUCUGUACAGUAAGGUUGUAUUAGUUUAUAUUUGCAAUGUUAUAUAAAAGAAUGUCCCAGAAUCAACAUUACAUAAUUUUAAUAAUAUGAUAAAUUAAUAUAUUGGCUGGCUAGUAAUGUUAAUUCUUUUCCACUUUUAUAUAAUUUGUGAUACAUCUACCCCGAGUACAAUUUUCCCAAGAAGGGUACUUAUAAACAAAUCACAAAAAACCGCCAACUUGAGGGUAGAAUUAAAAAUGGCAGGUUUGCCGCUUUAGUCUAUAAUUGUCUAUGGUGUUUCAAUCUAAAUUAUGUUUGUGUAAAUUUAAGAGGAAAUGUAUAUAUUUUGUGAGCUAAAGUUGAAUUAUAUUAUUUUUUAUUUUA
Messenger RNA from Aricia agestis (brown argus), 2469 nucleotides. Its product is annotated as minor histocompatibility antigen H13. Gene Ontology annotation, cellular component: lumenal side of endoplasmic reticulum membrane; membrane; cytoplasmic side of endoplasmic reticulum membrane. The transcript has 6 exons. The record is from RefSeq and is a predicted model, not a curated record. Lineage: Eukaryota; Metazoa; Arthropoda; Insecta; Lepidoptera; Lycaenidae. The coding region runs from base 92 to 1204 and encodes 370 amino acids. Gene Ontology annotation, biological process: membrane protein proteolysis. Gene Ontology annotation, molecular function: aspartic endopeptidase activity, intramembrane cleaving.